CACUGAGCUUUGAACUCUCCCUCUCUCUCUUCUUCAACACCAACAUUCGUUCUUGGAUUGUAGAGACAGAGAGAGAUGACUGGGCUUGUGAUGGUGACGAGGGGAGGAGGGUGCGGUGGUAAUUUCAAGGGGGUCAAAGGAGGGUCAACGAAGGAGGAGGAGCAGAACCAGCUCUCGCUGGUGGACUUUCUAUUGUCUGCUAUAAGGAAAUCCAUGGUGGCUUGCCGGGUUGAGCAAGCUGAGGAUAUGAUCUCGGCCGUCCAGAACUUGGAGAUCGGGUGGCCCACCAAUGUCCGGCACAUUACGCAUGUCACGUUCGACCGGUUCAAUGGGUUUCUGGGACUUCCGGUUGAGUUUGAGGUUGAGAUUCCUGGUCGUGUUCCAAGUGCCAGUGCAAGUGUGUUUGGAGUCUCAGUUGAUUCAAUGCAGCUGUCUUUUGAUUCAAAAGGGAAUAGCGUGCCAACCAUUCUGCUUCUAAUGCAGGAGAGGUUAUAUGCACAAGGAGGAUUGAAGGCUGAGGGAAUAUUUCGUAUAAACCCAGAGAAUGGGCAAGAGGAGAUUGUGAGAGGCCAAUUGAACAGGGGCAUUGUGCCAGAUGACGUUGAUGUUCAUUGUCUGUCUGGUCUGAUUAAGGCCUGGUUUCGAGAGCUUCCUUCGGGUGUGCUAGAUGGUCUAUCCCCUGAACAUGUUCUUCAGUGUGAGACAGAAGAGGACUGUGUUGAGCUUGUUAAGCAGUUAAAGCCAACUGAGGCUGCAUUGCUCAAUUGGGCCAUUGAUCUGAUGGCUGAUGUUGUUGAGGAAGAAGAAUUCAACAAGAUGAAUGCAAGAAAUAUUGCUAUGGUUUUCGCUCCAAACAUGACUCAGAUGUCUGAUCCAUUGACGGCUUUGAUGCAUGCUGUUCAAGUAAUGAAUUUGCUCAAGACCCUGAUUACGAGAACACUUAAUGAGCGGGAAGAGACUGAGACCGGACCAUAUUCACAAUCACCUAUGUCAUCUUGUUCAUCUGAGGGUCAAACAGAUGAAGACUUUGAUAGUCAGCAAGAGGUUGAAAGCAGCUCCGAGGUAAUAAAGACUUCACCAACAUCAGACUAUGAUGAAAAUGGAAGCAGCAGCAACAACAGUGAAGAUGAAUCUGAAGUCAAGUUACUGAAUGACAUAGAAGAAUGCUUACGGCAAUUGGAUGAGAAUAAACUGUCGACAAAUAACUUGGCAAUGUUGGGCGAACUGACUAGCGAGUUGCAGGGUGAGUGUUUCAGUCCUCAGAGUUGCUCCGGCUUCAAUGUGGAGUCUGCCACAUCCUUUACAGACAGCAAAAAUAGGGAUUCUGACUCGAGUACAAGUGACGGGGAAGAAGACUCUGUAAAAUCUAUCAUAGCUGUGGCACAGGACUCUGAUAUAAAAAACCAGACAAGCACAAAUGAAAUGGAGCUGGUAAACAGGUCUGUGGAGUCCGUUUUGCCUAUGCCAUUAGCUGCAUCUACUGAAUCUGUUUGA
Fragaria vesca subsp. vesca is the source of this 1494-nucleotide messenger RNA. RefSeq lists its product as uncharacterized. The transcript has 4 exons. Gene Ontology annotation, molecular function: GTPase activator activity. NCBI's taxonomy places the organism in Eukaryota, Viridiplantae, Streptophyta, Magnoliopsida, Rosales, Rosaceae. Gene Ontology annotation, biological process: signal transduction. The record is from RefSeq and is a predicted model, not a curated record. Bases 76 to 1494 code for a protein of 472 amino acids.